AUGGCCCAAAAGAUGAGACUUGUAGAUAUAUUUGAUGGAGAAUCGAGUAGCAGUCUGGAGUAUCUUAUAGUCGAAUUAGUAGAUAAUGAAGGUGAUGGUCAAAGAGAUAAUUUUAAUGAUAUAAAGAAUUUGGGUAAAUGA
Molecule: messenger RNA, 141 nt
Organism: Racocetra fulgida
Lineage: Eukaryota; Fungi; Glomeromycota; Glomeromycetes; Diversisporales; Gigasporaceae
Source: the annotation of a GenBank genome assembly